AUGGUGAAUUCUACAACUCUGUUCUCCAAUACGACUCAGCUAUCAACUUCCAACUCUAAUCUUGUAGACGAUUUGUUCUAUGUGUGGUUUAGUCUUUUGAUGUUGACACUACUUUGCUUUAUCUUCUUCCUUUACUUCUUCACAGAGAUACUGAAUGUCUACUUCACCACGCCUCGUGUCCGUGAAACACCUCGCUACGUGCUCUUUGCCCAUAUGCUCAUUAAUGACACAUUGUAUAUUGUUGCCGGACUUCUUAUCUGUAUGUGUUCAUUGUUUAAUAUCUGCAUGCCUGUGCCCAUCUGUUAUUUCCUCCUUGCGUUUUCAGCAUCAACAUUUCGCAUCACUCCGUACAAUUUGGCAGCCAUGGCUCUGGAACGAUACAUUGCCAUUUGCUUUCCAUUAAGACAUAUAAUGUUUUGCACGCCACAGAGAUCAUAUACUGUAAUUGCAUUCAUAUGGUUGAUGGGGAUAAUGCCUAAUGUAGCAGAUAUCUUUGUCCUGAGCUCCUCGGUGGAAAACAUGUUCUUCUCACUGUGCGUGAUCUGCAGACAGGAAUUGGUCACAGUGAACCCACUACAGACCACAAUAAGAUCACUGACCUUCAUAGUCACCUUGUCAAUGGUGGGACUGACCAUUCUCUACACAUACAUCAAGGUCAUGUUGGUGGCUCGGAAAAUUGAAUCGGGAAGUUCUUCUGCCUCCAAAGCUGGCAAAACCGUCAUGCUUCACGCCUUCCAGCUCCUAUUAUGUAUGGUCUCCUUAACGCAUUCAAUUAUAGAGUCAAAUGUUAAAACUUAUGUUGCCAUUAUAAAACUAAUGAACUUCUUAAUUCUUAUGUGCCUUCCGAGGUUCCUAAGCCCAUUAAUCUAUGGCAUAAGGGAUGAAGUAUUUAGCAAAUGCAUCAAAAACAUGUAUAUUUUACUCUGUAAACCCCAUUUGGCAAACUUAAAAUAA
Messenger RNA from Pelobates fuscus (common spadefoot toad), 954 nucleotides. Its product is annotated as odorant receptor 131-2-like. The record is from RefSeq and is a predicted model, not a curated record. Lineage: Eukaryota; Metazoa; Chordata; Amphibia; Anura; Pelobatidae. The coding region runs from base 1 to 954 and encodes 317 amino acids. The transcript has a single exon. Gene Ontology annotation, cellular component: membrane. Gene Ontology annotation, molecular function: odorant binding; olfactory receptor activity; G protein-coupled receptor activity. Gene Ontology annotation, biological process: detection of chemical stimulus involved in sensory perception of smell; G protein-coupled receptor signaling pathway.